Messenger RNA from Bufo bufo (common toad), 2327 nucleotides. RefSeq lists its product as uncharacterized. The coding region runs from base 158 to 1150 and encodes 330 amino acids. The transcript has 2 exons. The record is from RefSeq and is a predicted model, not a curated record. Gene Ontology annotation, molecular function: DNA binding. NCBI's taxonomy places the organism in Eukaryota, Metazoa, Chordata, Amphibia, Anura, Bufonidae. Gene Ontology annotation, biological process: DNA integration; DNA recombination.
UCGGGUGUACAAGCGGAUCAAAAGGCCAAGGAGGGCUUAUUCACCAGCGGAAGCAAGAAGCCGGAAAGGUGGCAAUGUGCGCUCCUCCCCUAGAUGUGCGGUAUCGCAGCCUGGGGUUUUGAGUAGAGCGCAAUUGCCGGCCUCCAGUGCCCCCAGCAUGGACCCGGGACCGGAGAAUGUGGGAAAGAUUCUUUUAUCUAGUACCGCAGGCAGAGAAAGUGGGAAUUCCGUGUCCAGAACGGGUUUGGAAUCUUAUCCGGAAUUAAUCAGCAAGUUUAUUCAGAAGUCAUUAGCACCCCGCACAUGGGAAAGUUAUUCAUUGGCUUGGAAGAGGUGGUAUCAAUUUUGCUUAGUUAGGAAUGUUUCGUGUUUUUUAUUCGAUUUAGAUGUAUUUUUUCAAUUUCUCUGUUCAUUAUUAGAUAAAGGUGUUGGUUAUUCAGUUUUACACUUGACUGUUUCAGGGGUGUCAUUCUUUUUUAAACUGGCUGGUUGUCAGCCAUUUUCUAACCAAUUUGUAGUGAAACAAUUUUUGAAAGGGGUUAAAAGAUCAUUUAGAAGGAUUGACUCCAGAAGACCAAUCACUUUUGAGUUGCUUGGUUCCUUGGUGUCAGUAUUGGAGAAGUGUACAUUUUCAAAAUUUGAGGCAAUUCUUUUUAAGGUAGCUUUUGUGGUAACAUUUUUUGGGGCACUUCGGGUAGGAGAGCUAGCCGCGGCUAAUAAAAAGUCGUUUUCACCACUGGAAGUUAGUGAUAUUAAUUUGUAUAAUAAUUCAGUAGGAAUUUUUAUUAAAAAAUCUAAAACAGACCAGUUUGCAAAAGGGUCAUGGAUCAGGUUAGCAAUGUUAACUGAGUCACCAUUGUGCCCGGUCAAGACGGUUAGUGAUUAUUUUGACAUUAGACCCCAGAGAGAUGGUUCUUUUUUAAUUCACGAAGAUGGUUCUGUUUUGACAAUAUAUCAAUUUAACGCUAUUUUGAAAAAGUGUCUGGUAUUGUUAAACUUAUCUAAAGAAAAUUAUUCGUCUCAUUCAUUUCGGAUUGGUGCGGCAACAGUUGCCGCUAGUUUGGGAUUGAAUGAGGCAGUAAUUAAAAAAAUUGGUCGUUGGGAAUCUGACAGAUUUAAGUUGUAUAUUAGACCUAAUCUGGUGCUCUAAUUUUAUUUGAUAUUUUUCAGGUCCAGAGGAAAUGGUCAUAUGGAUUCUGGGCCAUUCUUUCGUGUUUUGGGCAGAAAGAAGGGCUGCGGAGCGUAAUUAUUUGCAAAAAAGUUUUAUUGGUGCUGUUUUUGUUUCCAUAGUUUGGUUAGGUUUUAGAGGUUUGAAAUGGUACCAGAUCAUUCCGAUACUGAAAAAUGAAUUGAGGUCAUUACCACAGCCUGAUGUAUUAAUAAUUCAUGCUGGGGGUAAUGACUUGGGAAAAAUUAAAACGUUGGAUCUGAUGGAGCACAUGAAAUCGGAUCUGUUUCAGAUUAAAUCAUUAAUCCCGGAGGUAAUUUUAAUUUUUUCCGAAAUUAUACCAAGAUUAAUUUGGAAAAGUGAUCAGUAUGGUUUUAUGGAGAAAAUUAGAAAAAGGGUUAACAGAAGUUUAGAGAAAUUUCUUCCUAGUCUAAAUGGUUGGUCAAUAAGGCAUACCGAGCUUGAGGGUUUUAUUGCAGGUCUAUAUCGGAAUGAUUUGGUCCAUUUGUCGGAUAUAGGGCUGGAUAUUUUCAAUUCAGGUCUACAGGACAUGAUUGAUAAGGCCGUGGUUUUUAGGGGGGGACAUGUGGGAUAAAUCCCUCAUGUCUGGUGGGUUAGUCACCCAGCUUUGCUGGGGGGACAAUUGUGGAUUUAAUGAAUUUUAAAUGAGUAUUUAUUUAUUGGUUAUUUAUUUAUUUAAUUAUUAUGGUGAUUUUAUUAGUAAUAUUAUAUUUAUGUAACCCUUAAUAAAAGACCACGGCCAAUUUUCUACCACAAUAAUGUGUUGUGUUUAUUUUAAUCAGUUUAGAAGUUAAGUUUAGGUAUUCUGUAUAAAUAAUUGCUCAUAUGGCACCAUGAUAGUGGGCACAGAAGGCAUACUGAAUGCCCACCAUGGUGUCAUGGAGCAUCAGUAUAAGGGUUAAUAGUAAUUCAUAAGUCUCUAUUUUUCCCGCCUUUUGUGUUCUAAUGAAUGUUCAUUUUACAUUUUCUGAGGUGAUUCUAAUUCUGCAUUUUGAUUGGUACCUGGUUGCCUACCUGUUGCUGAGGUACCUGUUCUCUGCCUGUUCCUGAUUGGUGAUUGAGAUUUCUGGGCGGGAAAUUCGAAUAUUUAAGGAAGGUCGCAUCAGGUCCGGAGCUUGUCCGCCGCGGAGCCUGGAAG